Messenger RNA from Mytilus trossulus (common blue mussel), 5864 nucleotides. Its product is annotated as cholesterol 7-desaturase nvd-like. Gene Ontology annotation, biological process: cholesterol metabolic process. The record is from RefSeq and is a predicted model, not a curated record. Lineage: Eukaryota; Metazoa; Mollusca; Bivalvia; Mytilida; Mytilidae. Gene Ontology annotation, molecular function: oxidoreductase activity; 2 iron, 2 sulfur cluster binding. Bases 474 to 1889 code for a protein of 471 amino acids. The transcript has 6 exons.
UGUGACUGUAACAGUAUAAUAUUGAAUGUCACUCCUGGGAAACUAUUUUAAAUACUUGCAUUUGAGCUUUUAAUACCUGAAUGAAACAGAAUCAGGUCAAGAAUUUUACUACGAACCAAAGGAACGCAUGUAAACAAAACAAAUAAUGGGAUCAUUUUACAAAGUUUUGCAUUUCUACCUGGCCAGAUUUUGAAAUAUACGGGUAUAAACCUAGUUAUUGAUCUUGAGCAAGUUAUCGUGUGUUGUACCGUUGUUAACGGUAUACAACAACAAAACAUGUAUAAAGUCAUGUUUAAACUCAACUCAUGCAUUCAGUAUAUAAUUAAAAAUUUGGAAAACCAAUACUAUUAAAGUUUGUGGUUGUAUAUCCGUUGGAGGUUUAAAAUAUAAUCGCAGAAAGUGAGUGGGGCUAUAAAAAGACUGUUUUACAAGUACAUCGAUCAUAAUUGUGAUUUGCACGCCGUCUUUCUACUAUGGCCUUAUAUGCCUAUUGGAAAAAAUCAGUUAUUGGAUUUUUGUUGUGUAUAUUAACUUUUGCAGUAACUAAAUGUGUGUCGCAAAAGGUGUUAGAAGUGCCAUUACUGGAAGUUGGAAACUUGUGGUAUAAGUCAUUUUCUACGAGUUCGAUUAUUUCAUUCUUUUCAACGUUUUUAGAUUUUUAUUCAAUUUAUACCUACAUUUGUCUAACGGCAGUAUGUGUUGCGAUGUAUUACCUAUACCAGUUAUUCUGUGUGCCAUUGAACAGAAUCAGGAUAUUAGGAGACAUUGGAUAUGUCACAGAAGGAAAGUUUUCAAUGAAAGACAUGGCAAAUAUUGUACAGAAAUCUCGAAUGGUCGGAGAAGUGCCACCGGUAUACCCCAACGGAUGGUUCGGUCUUACUGAAAGUUUUCAACUCAAAAAGUCAGAGACAAAAAAUAUUCAGGUUUUAGGUUUACAAUUAGCCUUAUUUCGAGACGAAUUUGGAGAAGCACAUGCAGUCGACACUUACUGUCCACAUUUAGGAGCCAAUUUUGCUGCUGGAGGCCGUGUUGUUGGAGACUGUAUAGAAUGCCCAUUCCAUGGCUGGCAAUUCCGGGGUUCAGAUGGCAAAUGUACCAAAAUUCCUUACUCAGAAAAUAUUCCAGAAAUGGCAAAAGUUAAAUCUUAUAUUACAAAAGAAAUGAAUGGUUGGAUCUAUAUAUGGCACCAUGCCGAAGAAGGAACAGAACCCUACUGGAUGCCACCAGAAAUAGAAGAAAUCCAAAGUGGCAAAUGGGCUUAUGGUGGCAGAUCUGAACAUUAUGUUAAUGCUCACAUUGAGGAAGUUCCAGAAAAUGGUGCUGAUGUUCAACAUUUAUACAAUGUCCAUACUCCAUUCAUGACAGCUGGGAUAGACCUAAGACAUAUGUGGUCCACAGUAUGGUCUUUUGCUUCCCAUGUCUGGAGUGCAAAGUGGGAAGCACAAAAAGCCCCAAAUGAACAUAUAGGAGUAUUGAAUCUCACACACAAGCUACGGAUGUUUGGCAAAACUAUCACACCAAUUAAUCUUGAUGUCCAAGCCAACCAGAUUGGUCCUGCAAUAGUAUAUUUAGAAUUAAAUUCUAUUUUUGGUAGAGGUAUAUUCACACAUUCAAUCACUCCUGUUGAACCUCUGGUACAGAAGGUUGUGCAUAAUGUGUACCUUGAUUGGAAAGUUCCAACUAUAAUAGCUAAGUGCCUUAUGGCUGCUGAAGCUAUUCAGGUUGAGAGAGAUAUAAUGAUAUGGAAUAAUAAAAGAUAUUUGAACAAACCUUUGUUUGUUAAGUCAGCUGAGGAUAGUCUGCUAAGCAAACACCGUAGAUGGUAUUCACAAUUCUACUCAGAACAUAGUCCAAGAUUAAAGUUUCAAAAGGACACAUUAGAAUGGUAGAAAAUAGUUAGAAGAAUUAAAUACUAACAAAUUUAUAUUAAGAUGUCACAAAAUGUUGUGUUACUAUUUACAUUUUCAGUUUAAUGAUGUAAAACAAACAUAAUUUUUAAAAAAUUAGAUAGAAUUGUUACUGUUAAAGAUUAUUAAGCUCAAUUGUGUAAUAUUACAAAUCAUCUUUAAUAAUGUAAAUGAAUGACUUUUUAUUUACAAUUUAAAUACAUAUUCAGUAAACAACGAUAUCAAGGCCCAGCUACAGCAAUCAAUAUUAUGUGAAGUGUAAGGCAACACUUUAUUUGAUCACUCAGACACAUUAUAUACAUGUAACAAAAGGAACGCAAUAAUUACAUAUACAUAUAUGUCAGAUGAAACUGUUCCAUAUUAUUUUUCACAAUUGUAGUGCCAGUCUAAAUAGAGAUGUUUGUUUAACAAAUAUUCUGUCUCUGGUUUAUUCAAGUAUUUUUAUAAAUUAAUUAAUGUCCAAAAUUAUUCAACUGAUUAUUAUGACUUAUAUCAAAAAGUAUAAUUCAUCCUAGACAAAUCUGAAAUAUUGACUCCUGCGUGAGUAUCAAUUACAAAAACCUUAUUAUCAGUGAGGAAAUUUGUAUAAUAGACGUGUAAAGAAUAAAACCGUGUAUAGUGUUCCUCCAGGAAGUAUAGUGUUAAAACUUCGCCAUUUAUUUCAAAUGUCACCUGUAUUUUAACUGAGAGUCUGUUGUAUUUACAGUAUUAAGUUUUUCUGAAUUCUAUAUUAUAUAUAUGUCAUGUUUCACAACAACAAAAAAUCAAUCUAUUGAAUCCCUAUGAAAUUUAUGAGCAAAUGGUCAAAACCAAUGAUUUGUACAUGUAUAGCGAGAAUCCUUGAGAAAACUUAUGUUCAGUAAAUAGAACUACUAGUAUUAUUUUAUUUUCACUAUAACUUCAAUUUUUUACCUAAGUUUGCAAUGACUGACAAACUACACAACAGUUAUCAUUUUUUUUUAAAAGUAGACAUCUAUAGAUUACUAUUACAGCACUUUAUCAAAAGCAAAAUUUUGUAGACAGUUUCCGUCAUAGUAAUGAAUUUUUACAGGCUUAAAUUGCCUUGUAUACAUAUAUUUGAAACAAAACCACCUAUAUCAAGUAAAAUUUACAUUAUUUGACGUUAAAUUAGGUAGCCACUUUGUUUUUUUACCAUUUAAAUGAAAUUAAAACAAGGAAAUGCACAUGCUGAAAACAUCUGAUUUACCUCAAUGGAAUGUAUUUCUAUGAGCCCCAUUCUAUUUAACGCAUAUCAAAUUGUUGUCAAUUUAUAGCCUUGUUGUGUAGAACUUUAUCAAAAAUGCAUAAAAAUUUUACAAAUUUUGAAUCAUGUCUCAGAAAUUUGAAGCACUUAUUUUCCAGAUUGACAAGAAAUUUAGUUUGUUUGAUUUUGAGAACCUAUGAAUCAGGUUCUAUAAAUUCUCUGGGUACAUAUACAAUUCAAGUAAUUUAACUGUCAAUGAAUAGUUAAGUCACACCAUGCACCACAUAUUGAAAAAAAAUUCAGUUGUAAAACCAUUUUUUACAAGGUUUAGAGGGUAAAUGGCAAUUAAUCGCAAUCAAACCAUGAUUGCAUGUACGAAAACUCACUAAUGUAACAAAUGAAGUUAUAAUUCUGGUAUAUAUGUUUUAGAUGUCUAAAUGUUAAUGUCAAUCAUUCAAUAUAGAACAUUUUGACAUUAAAAGCCUUUUAAUUUUUAGCUGAUAUAUAAUUAACUGGACCAAUAAUUUAAAUGAUAAUGCAAGGUUACAAUCUUAGCACUUUUAAUGACUAAGUAAUACAAUUAAUGAAUAUAUCAAAAUCAUACAUCUAGUUUUAAAACUGUGUCAAUAUAAACUAGGAAAUUGAAUAAAUUUUCUUGUGGUAUAGUUGUCAAUUUAUGUGCAUUUUAAUAAUUAUAUUUAAUAAUUUGGGGAAGUGUUACUACAGUUCAAUUUUUAUCUACCUUCAAUCAAUUAUUAAACCAUAAAAAAAGCUCUUAAAUUUACAAUUUUUUGUUUUUGUUUCCAAAUUUAUUUCCGAAACAUUAUCAAACUUUAAGGAAGCCAUUGUUUUAAUCACAGAUCAAGCUAUAGGAUAAUUUUACAAAAUUGUACACAAGGAUUAAAUAUAUAUCAAGGAAGUUAUAUUUUUCAUGUUUUCUUACACAAAACUUUGUAUAUGUAUUUUGUGAUAAAAAUGUACAAAGCAAAAGAUGCACAUCAUAGAUGUAUAAAUAAACAUAACUAUGGGUUUAUACAUUUAUGGACACAUUAACACACUUAGCAAGGGAUUUGUAUAGAAAGACUACUAUAUAAUUCAUUUGUUGUUAAACCACCAAAAUAAGGACAAUCAUUGUUAGUAUCAAGUCAACUAUCUAAUUAAUGUAUGAUAGUUGUUUGUAAGAAAUAAAUAUCCAAUGUGUCAAAUGACAGGAACUAUCUAGCUAAACCUGGAUAUAAAUUUUCAUUUUUUUGAUCCACAAAUACAGCCUUAACACAUAUUAUAAAUAAAUAAAUAAUAAUUCGGCUUUGAAAUAAACUUUUUGUGCAAUUUAUAGACUCCAAAUUGUUAUAAAACCCUAUAGAAUCUAAAUUCUGUCUAGAUGGCCUAGUAGGCCUAGUAGAUGUUUGCUUGCACUGCUGAAAAACACUUCAAAUGUUUUAAAAAGUCUUUUGCAGAACUGCCAAAACUCAUGAUUUUCUGUUUUUAAAUGAAUGGUGUUAAAUGGAACAUGGUACCUGAUUAAUUAAAACUCAAAAGACUUCUGCAAAAAUUUUCAGUUAUACUAAAUACGUUUUAAAGUACAAACUACUACGCCAACGUCUAUCAAAAUGUAACAAAAUACUUCCAUGUUUUGUAUAUUAACUAUGGUUAUGUUUUCUAUAUCAUAUGUCAACUCAAAAUAGUUAUUUACUAGUCACAUAGUUUUAGUUUUUGUAACCAUAGAUCUACAAUUUACACCAAUAUUAUGUAACCUCUAAUGCAUUAUGCUUUAGGAAGUUUUAAAACAAACCAAUAAAGACCUUCACACUAAAAGACAAUCAGUUCAAUACUUGACUGUAGAAAUGUAGGAUCAAAUUGUUUUGAAAUGCUUCAGUUUUUGCUAUGUCAUGCUUGCAAAAAUCAUAUAUAACAAUACACUGUUUAAUAAAAAAAUUACUGCAUAGUAAAAUGAUGUAAUAUUUUUUUGUUUAUUUCAAAAUGACCUUUGUAGUACAUAAGAAUAAAUGAAGUGCAUAAUAAGUGUGUUUGUCUGAGUGAAAGUAUAAAGAGUAUAGAAGCUUUAAUGUUUUAGGUUAGUAUUGGUCAUGUAGUUUAAAGUUCGUGUCCCACUGUAAUGGCAGCCAUUUUAGUAGGUCCUUGAUAACAAAAUAACAUUGUUAUGACAUUAAGAUUCAGCUGAAUAUUUAUAUCUCCUUUCAGUCCAAAAUUAGUCUAUAAUUUCUGGCCACCUUGGUACCUCCAUUAUCCCCAAAGUAUCAACACCAGUAGCAACCCCAAGAGAUACACAAGUGCUACACAAGUGCUAAAUAUAAGUCUCCAUUAUUUAAUCAAUCUUGAGAACAUUGUUGUAUGUAUUUCUGAUUGUUUCUUGGUAAAUGCCUAUGCUAAAAAACAUAUUUGGAUGCUGAAUUGGCACCAAAGUAGUAACUUGUGGUUAGAAUCUUAUGAAUUUCAUUUCUAUUUACUUUGUUUUCAUGUUGUUCAAAGAAGGAGUUUUCUAAUUCUAUUUGAACUGUAAGUAGUUAGUAAAACUGUUGCACUUACUUUGUUUUCUGAUGUCUUUUGAUUUGAUUUUAUUAUGAUUUUUAAUGAUUAAAAAAUCCAUUUAGAAAAACUGUGAUUGAUCUUGAAGAAUGUUUAUUUAAAAAGAAAUGAUUGUUAUUGUACAAAAAAUAUAUACUAUUUGUACUUAUUAAAUACAUAUAUUUUUCAAGAAAACAGUAAAUUAAUUUUAUGAGUAGAAAUUGUGA